Molecule: messenger RNA, 1011 nt
Organism: Jaminaea rosea
Lineage: Eukaryota; Fungi; Basidiomycota; Exobasidiomycetes; Microstromatales
Product: ribosomal protein S5
Exons: 6
Coding region: 49-825 (258 amino acids)
Biological process (GO): translation
Cellular component (GO): cytosolic small ribosomal subunit; ribosome
Molecular function (GO): structural constituent of ribosome; RNA binding
Source: RefSeq, a predicted model, not a curated record
CCACCACCACCCCCUUUCCCCCUUCUUCCUCCUCAUCAACAAGACACAAUGGCAGACGCAGCACCCCGUGGACGUGGUGGAUUCGGCCGUGAUCGCGGUGGACGUGGACGUGGACGUCGUGGACCUCGUCGUGGUGGGAAUGACGAGAAGCAAGAGUGGGUCCCCGUCACCGCCGUCGGCCGUCUCGUCAAGGACGGAAAGGUCAAGAGCAUCGAGGAGCUUUACUUGUUCUCGCUCCCCAUCAAGGAGUACCAGGUCAUCGACCUCCUCCUCCCCAAGCUCAAGGACGAAGUCAUGAAGAUCAUGCCCGUCCAGAAGCAGACCCGUGCCGGUCAGCGUACCCGUUUCAAGGCCUUCGUCGCCGUGGGCGACUUCGAUGGUCACCUGGGUCUGGGUGUCAAGUGCGCCAAGGAAGUCGCGACGGCCAUCCGAGCGGCCAUUAUCCUCGCCAAGCUGAGCGUCAUCCCCGUUCGUCGUGGUUACUGGGGUAACGCUCUCGGUGAGCCGCACACUGUGCCUAUGAAGGUGUCCGGCAAGACGGCCUCGGUCAUGUGCAGGCUGGUCCCCGCCCCCCGCGGUACGGGCAUCGUUGCCGCUCCCGCCUCGAAGCGUAUGCUCCAGCUCGCCGGUAUCCAGGACUGCUACACGCAGAGUCAAGGUAGCACCAGCACCAUGGGCAACUUCAUCAAGGCCACUUUCGAGGCCGUCUCCAAGACGUACGCCAUCCUUACUCCCAACCUCUGGCCGGAGAUCCCCGCCCCCCCUCACCUCUUUGUCGAGCACGCUGCUCACCUUCAGCGCGCCGGCAAGAAGACUGUCGCUUGAGCGCAGGGUCGCGUGUGGUCUCUCUCUCUCCUCUCUCUCUCCUCUCUCGUUCGUGUACACUGUUCCCCCUUCCCCAUUCCCCCCACCUAUACAUUCGUCAAGUCGACGUCAAAUGCGAUGUUCGAUGAGCACCAGCGUUUGCGAGUGUGUGCUCGUGCGUGUACCUGAGCGCGGGCAUGAUCGAGG